Salvelinus fontinalis (brook trout) is the source of this 1280-nucleotide messenger RNA. RefSeq names its product hsp90 co-chaperone Cdc37-like. Gene Ontology annotation, molecular function: protein-folding chaperone binding; heat shock protein binding; protein kinase binding. The record is from RefSeq and is a predicted model, not a curated record. Gene Ontology annotation, cellular component: cytoplasm. The transcript is spliced from 8 exons. Gene Ontology annotation, biological process: protein stabilization; protein folding. Lineage: Eukaryota; Metazoa; Chordata; Actinopteri; Salmoniformes; Salmonidae. The coding region runs from base 213 to 1265 and encodes 350 amino acids.
UCACACUACCUCGCAGAUCGGAAGUAACAGAUCUUUCCAGAAAAUACUUCUGAGCUGAAGCAACGAGUAGAGGGCGGCGGGUUCUCUGCAAGCUUAGCGCACAUUUUCUCUCUUUCAACAGGACCAAAGUUUACAUUUUCCCUUACACGUCAUUCCAUUUAGUGUGCUGUAGUUGCGUGGACUUCCCACGGAAAGAGAAGGAGGAGAGAGAGAUGACGUCCAGGACUAUUGAUUACAGUGUGUGGGACCACAUCGAAGUAUCGGAUGACGAGGAUGAGACUCACCCCAAUAUCGACACGCCGAGCCUCUUCCGAUGGAGGCAUCAGGCGCGUGUGGAGAAACAGGUGGCCUUCGAGGAGAAAGGAGAGGAGCUGGAGAGGAACAUGGCAGAGUGUAAGAGACGUCUGGAAGAGGUGCAGUACAGAGUGAAGGAGUUAGAAGAGGAAGGAAAGAAGGAGGGAGAGGAGGAGAGGAAGACGGCGCUGAGCAAGGCCCAGGCCGAGGAGAAGAAAUACAGAAAGGAUCAACGCUUGUGGGAGAAGAAGAUGGAGGAACAUCGGAGAGAGGAGAAAAAGAUGCCUUGGAACGUUGACACGCUCAGCAAAGAGGGAUUCAGCAAGAGUAUGUUGAACAUCAAGCCGGAAGCGACAGAAGAGACUGAGGAACAGAAGGAGGAGAAACACCAGACUUUUGUGGAGAAACACAAGAAAGAGAUCAAACACUUUGGGAUGCUUCGGCGUUGGGAGGACAGUCAGAAGUACCUGUCUGACCACCCUUACCUGGUGUGUGAAGAGACGGCUAACUUCCUGGUUAUCAUGUGUAUCGACCUGGAGGUGGAGGAGAAACAUGGUUUGAUGGAUCAGGUAGCCCAUCAGACCAUAGUGAUGCAGUUCAUCUUAGAGUUGGCUAAGAGCCUGAAGAUCGACCCUCGAGGAUGCUUCAGACAGUUCUUCCAGAAGAUCAAGACUGCAGACCAGCCCUAUCAGGAGGCCUUUACUGAUGAGCUGGAGUCAUUUAAAGAGAGGGUUCGAGGCAGGGCUAAGAUCAGGAUACAAAAGGCUAUGGAGGAGUAUGAGGAGGAGGAGAGACAGAACAGACUGGGGCCUGGUGGACUGGACCCUGUGGAAGUCUACGACACUCUGCCAGAGGAAAUGAAGAAGUGUUUUGAUGAUAAAGACAUCUCAAUGCUGCAGGAAGCUGUCAGUAAGAUGGACCCCAUGGUGAGUGUCUCCUGUCUCACUCUAACUCUCUCUAACUCUCACUAACUCUAACUCUCUCUC